UGGCUGCGCUGUUCUAUCCCCCGCCACUGAGAGCAAGUUCAACCCAAGUGAGAAGCAUCGCAGGAGCGCGACUCUGGGAACACUCCAGCGACUGGUUGUCACUCGGGAACCUAACAGGAUUAAUACCCGGAGAUGGAUUACGCUGUCUGUCACCAAUUCGCCUAAAGAUUAUAAUCCAAUUUAUGCCCAUUACAGUCAGUAUUAACUUUAUCUGCUAUUUUAAGACUCCCAGUUGUCCCUGGCGUCCUCAGAGGACAAUCUUCCACGUUCUGAUGCAACCCAGCAGGCUGUCAGGAGGGGCAACCUCCCCAAGAAAACAACUCCCAGCCUGGUCCCCGCGGGUCUGCACCCAGCAGCACUCCCAGUGUGCCGUGCAGGUGAAGCUGGAGCUGGGGCACCGCGCCCAGGUGAGGAAAAAACCCACCGUGGAGGGCUUCACCCACGACUGGAUGGUGUUCGUGCGCGGCCCGGAGCACAGUAACAUACAGCACUUUGUGGAGAAAGUCGUCUUCCACUUGCACGAAAGCUUCCCUAGGCCAAAAAGAGUGUGCAAAGAUCCACCUUACAAAGUAGAAGAAUCUGGGUAUGCUGGUUUCAUUUUGCCAAUUGAGGUUUAUUUUAAAAACAAGGAAGAACCUAAGAAAGUUCGCUUCGAUUAUGACUUAUUCCUGCAUCUUGAAGGCCAUCCACCAGUGAAUCACCUCCGCUGUGAAAAGUUAACUUUCAACAACCCCACGGAGGAAUUUAGAAGAAAGUUGCUGAAGGCAGGAGGGGACCCUAACAGGAGUAUCCAUACCAGCAGCAGCAGCAGCAGCAGCAGCUGUAGCAGCAGCAGCAGCAGCAGCAGCAGUAGCAGCAGCAGCAGCAGUAGCAGCAGCAGCAGCAGUAGCAGCAGCAGCAGCAGCAGCAGCAGCAGCACCAGUUUUUCCAAGCCUCACAAAUUAAUGAAGGAGCACAAGGAAAAACCUUCUAAAGACUCCAGAGAACAUAAAAGUGCCUUCAAAGAACCUUCCAGGGAUCACAACAAAUCUUCCAAAGAAUCCUCUAAGAAACCCAAAGAAAAUAAACCACUGAAAGAAGAAAAAAUCGUUCCUAAGAUGGCCUUCAAGGAACCGAAGCCCAUGUCAAAAGAGCCAAAACCAGACAGUAACUUACUCACCAUCACCAGUGGACAGCAAGAUAAGAAGGCUCCUAGUAAAAGACCCCCCAUUUCAGAUUCUGAAGAACUCUCAGCCAAAAAAAGGAAAAAGAGUAGCUCAGAGGCUUUAUUUAAAAGUUUUUCUAGCGCGCCACCACUGAUACUCACUUGUUCCGCUGAUAAAAAACAAAUAAAAGAUAAAUCUCAUGUCAAGAUGGGAAAGGUCAAAGUUGAGAGUGAGACGUCAGAGAAGAAGAAAUCAGCUUUACCGCCCUUUGAUGACAUUGUGGAUCCCAAUGAUUCCGACGUGGAGGAGAAUAUGUCCUCUAAAUCUGAUUCUGAACAACCCAGUCCUGCCAGUUCCAGCUCCAGUUCCAGCUCCAGCUUCACACCGUCCCAGACCAGGCAACAAGGUCCUUUAAGGUCUAUAAUGAAAGAUCUGCAUUCUGAUGACAAUGAAGAGGAAUCAGAUGAGGCAGAGGAUAAUGACAAUGACUCCGAAAUGGAGAGACCUGUAAAUAGAGGAGGCAGCCGAAGUCGCAGAGUUAGCUUAAGUGAUGGCAGUGAUAGUGAAAGCAGUUCCGCUUCCUCACCCCUCCAUCACGAACCCCCGCCACCCUUAUUAAAAACCAACAACAACCAGAUUCUUGAAGUGAAAAGUCCAAUAAAGCAAAGCAAGUCAGAUAAGCAAAUAAAGAAUGGUGAAUGUGACAAGGCAUACCUAGAUGAACUGGUAGAGCUUCACAGAAGGUUGAUGACACUGAGGGAAAGGCACAUUCUGCAGCAGAUUGUGAAUCUUAUAGAAGAGACUGGACACUUUCAUAUCACAAACACAACGUUUGAUUUUGACCUUUGCUCGCUGGACAAAACCACAGUCCGUAAACUACAGAGUUACCUGGAAACAUCUGGAACAUCCUGAGGAUACAACAACUGGAUGCAUCAAAAACUAUUUUUUUUUUUGGUUGUGAUUUUUUUUUCUUGUUUGUUUAUAUGAAAACACUCAGAAUGAUGCAACCAAAAGGGAAAAAUAAAAAUCAAACAACCUUCAGCUUUAUUUUUCUUUAAAGCCAGUCAUCAUCUCUUGAUAAAGGAGAGGUUAAGAAAACCAGCCUCAGCGGACCACUCUUCUCUCCAAGGAAACUCUCUCCGGGAAGAGUUAGCCUGGAUAGCCUUGAAAACAAACAGAUCAAACACAAUACAAGAAAACUUAAAGAAUGUGUAUGGUAUCUUGUAUCUCUCUCUGCGGUGGUUCGUUCCACAGGACGAAUGCAUAUUCAACACACUGCCUUAUUACAUAACUGAUCUAUUUAUUAUCGCAUACAGAUAUUCUAGAGUCGUUGAGGGAAUGACACCACAAGACAUUCUAAGUACUUGGUCCCGUGGAUGCUCUUUCAAUGCAGCGCCCUUGCCAUCCCAAGCCCAGUGACCUUACUCGUAUACCGUGCCACUCUCCACCAACUUUUUCCAAGUCCCUUAACUCGUUGCAGUCUGUAUUUUUCACCUUGUUUUUCCAGUUCCAGGACACAACUGAUCAACUGGGGGGACCAAACAGCCACCCUGAUUUUCUUCUUUGUGGUCUUUUUCCUGAAAGUUGGGGCCCAGUCUUUGGCUGUAUCCAUAUAAUGAUCUUGGACCAUGGUAGAAAACGCACCAAAUAGGAUCAUAUGACUUGCUGUCUAGCCUUAGUCAAUAAAUCUGUAGGACUUUUAAACAAAUGUGUACCUGUAAACGUCCUGCAUUCAACACUGUCGAGCUGUCAUCAACAUCUUGUGUCUAUUUCACUGUUACAAUAGUAGAUAAAUAUGGAAGUGAAUGCAUUCCACAGGAUCAUCAUUUUUUUUUAAGAAAAAAAAAAAAGGAAUUCCAGUUCUGUUUUCUAAAGAAAUGUUGUAGAAAUUCUUAAUUUGGAGCUAUUUAUUAGAGUUUCAGCUUUCUUCAGCUGCCAGUGUGUUAUCCAUCUUUAUCAUCAAACCUGGAAUAAGAGAUUUUUGUUGGUUCACAUAUGAUCCUUAGACUCUUUUCUAUUUGAAAAAUUAAAAUCUUGGGGGGGGGGAAAUUCUUGGUUAUUCUGCCAUAACAGAUUAUGUAUUAACUUGUAGAUUCAGUGGUUCGAUACCUGUUUAGUCACUUGCUUAUGUUUCCAGAAGGAUUUCUUGUAUUGGUGAAAAUAAAGAUGGUUGGGGAGGGGGGAUAUUUUUGUUCUUGAUGUACCCUGUUUUGAAACUAGAAAUCUGUCCUGUGGCAUGCAAAAGAAAGCAAAUUAUUUUUAAAAGAAAAAAAAAAGAAAACAAAACCAAAGUACUUUUGGUGUCAUUAUUCCAUCCCCCAUAAAUGGAGAAACACAAAAAUGAAAACAGCUCUUCUUCCAAGUUUUUGCUAGGAACUCAGCCGAAAAGCAAAGAAAUGAAGAAAUACUUCUGGAUCCAAAGGUUUGUUCACUGGAUCAGCCUUAAGAAAGUCUCUCUGUGUGCUCAUAGACCAGGGUCUCCCUUGUUGAUCCCCAUACGCCAGAUGCUGUCUUUUCAAAGAGAGAUUAACACGUGUCUGUACAGAAAAUGGUCUUUCCAGACCCAUUCUUUUGGGCAGUAAUGUAAAUGCAGAUAGAUAAAGAGUUAUUUCUGCAUUUUAAAAAGGGGAUUUUUUUUUUUUUUUACACAUUGCUUAUUUCUACCCAAAGACUAUUUUUUUUCCUUAAAAAAAAAGUAAAUAAAACACAGCGAUGCUCCUUGUAAAUUACUUCUCAGAAGCGUCCUCCCUGAGGACAGGUAUAUACUUUUUCAAUAUUGUUAAGAUUCUUGGUGACUGACAUCACCAUCCUGAAAGCAUUGGUUUUGUAGUCCACCUCUUAGUGUUUAAUUACAGAGAAACUUUCUGCAUCAUUUUGGACAUUAGGUGACUGAUGAAUUGUGUGGUUUUAGUUGUGUUUUGUUUCAUUUUUAACUUUAGAGGUGAAAGGGGGGAAGCAGUGCUUCUAUGGAAUUGCAAAAUUUUAAAAUCUUUUAAAACUUCUAACUGCUAAUCCACAUAUUCUUACUAAGCCAGAAAUGUGUGUGGUUUAACUAAAAUAUCUGUGCAGUUUAACUAGAAUUGUAUAUGUACUUUGGGCCAUUUUUAUUUUUGUAUCUAAAUUGUGUGACAAAAACUAUGAUUUGGCAAUGAUGUUUCUUUCAUUCCCUAGGUUUUAACCAAGAAACUGGUUAGCAUAAGAAUUAACCUAACAAAAGGGUAAUGAGAUGGGGAGCUAUUACAGUGGUAAACCUUAGGUCUAAAAUUUAGGUAAUAAAGCAGAUGGCUUCAGAAUAUCAUCAGAAUUUAGGUUUGUAAAUUGAUAAAAUUGGGGAAAACUUACCCUUCUAUUACUCUGAGAGACAGCCAAACGAGUUUUCGGUGAAAUUCCGAUAGAGUAAGAGUCACAUUGAUUUUUUAGAAGUUGAACUCUUGCUCUCAUCUGAAUUUUAAAUGCAGAAAUAAUAAAUCCCCUUUCAAUUAAUUUCCAAUGGUUAUAUUUAAAAUAACCCAUUAAAAUAACCCACUCAAUUCUGCCACAUUGAUGUACACUCCACCUUUGAAACCUAUUAAAAAAUUUGUGGCACGUGUGUAUUCCAAGAGUGGCUUUGGUUUUUUAAGCACAAAGGGAAAAUGGCAGGGCUUAAUUUCUUUGAUAUAUAUAUAUAUAUAUAUAGAUGUUUCAAAUAAAAUUAAUUAGGUGAGUGUGAAUAUGGUUUGAGCCAGCCAGAGUAUGAUAAAUUGUCUUUAAAAUUUUCCCCAGGAACUUGAGGGAAAAAACAAAAACAAAAAAACAAACAAAAAACCCACUUUUGUACAGAACUCCUCCUCCACUUAUAAAUUACCUUUUGCCUCUGGUUUUGCAGCAGGAUACGUAGGAGAGGGGGUGCCUCCUCCUUAGCAUAUAGCAAUCAUAUUAGCAACAAAAUUGCAGCUAUUUUGUAUGUUCACCAUAAUCUACCCCUCUGUGUAGACAAAUAGGUGUCUAUGUAUGCUUGUAUAUCAUCUCAAAGUAGGGGAGAACAUAAAAACUUAAGAUCAGGAAACAACAACUCCAGAAGAAACAAGGCACAUGAGAGUGUCCUAUACAUGUUUAAGUUGGCAAGCAAAUCUAAUCUGAAUGAUUACCUAUGUUUUUUUGUGGAAAGAGCCAAUCAAAUUGAUUUUCUUCCACUAAAAACUUUCUUCCACCAAAAACGUUUCUGCUGAUAACUUUUACAGACAGAGCUAAUCUUUGAAAAAGACAAGUUAGGCCCACAUAAUAUCCCAUACUCUGUUUUAAGCCCCCACAUGUGUCUACAAGUUAACAUACUUGUUUAAGAGACUUUAUUCUUCAGUGUUUUCAUUCUACCUGUGUAACGGAGUUGGAUGGCCAAUGUUUGUGUUGGAUGGUGGUUUUUCUCACUGUGGAGGUGAUCAGCUCUGGAUUAGUUUGCUAUAUGCUCGUUACUCUCCACCCUUAGCAUUUUGGAUAUUGAUGCUGUGUACUACAUGCAUACACACCUCGACUCUUGCUUGGACUGUGGCUCUAAAACUGUGACUACGAUGUAGAGACAACUACAGCUGCAAUGAAUGGUGAGAAGUUGAGUCCCAGGGUUUAGUUUGGUCUUGGGCUAGAUGUCUACGUCUUUUGACCUCUUUUGUAUUAUGUGAUGCUUUUGAUGAUGUAGGCACUGCCACCCCUGAAUAUCCCUUCUAAAGAAGUCAAAGCCACCAGUGUCUGUAAACUGUAAAUAUGUAUCUUUGGCAUUGUACUCCAGUAUGCUGAAAAUAGAGUUACAAUGGAAAUGCUGACAGAUCCUUAAUGGUGGCCAGAACUACCAUGCAGUGCAAAAAUAAAUUAAUUGUAUUCUUGAGAUUAA
Phacochoerus africanus (Common warthog) is the source of this 6006-nucleotide messenger RNA. It is a transcript of the gene MLLT3, whose product is annotated as MLLT3 super elongation complex subunit. Gene Ontology annotation, biological process: regulation of DNA-templated transcription. The record is from RefSeq and is a predicted model, not a curated record. Gene Ontology annotation, cellular component: super elongation complex. Lineage: Eukaryota; Metazoa; Chordata; Mammalia; Artiodactyla; Suidae.